Molecule: messenger RNA, 1584 nt
Organism: Tupaia belangeri chinensis (Chinese tree shrew)
Lineage: Eukaryota; Metazoa; Chordata; Mammalia; Scandentia; Tupaiidae
Product: RNA-binding protein 4B
Cellular component (GO): nucleus
Molecular function (GO): mRNA binding; zinc ion binding
Source: RefSeq, a predicted model, not a curated record
CGCGCGUGCGUGAGCUGGCGCGCGAGAAAGGGCCCGGUCGCGCCGAAGCUUGAGCGGCUGUCGCCAUUUUGUGGGGUUCUCUCUGACGCGGGAGCCGCCGGCGGCGCCGCCGCCGCCGCCACCCGCAGGCUCUUGUCAGGAUGGUGAAGCUGUUUAUUGGAAACCUGCCCCGGGAGGCCACAGAGCAGGAGAUCCGCUCACUCUUCGAGCAGUAUGGGAAGGUGCUAGAAUGUGACAUCAUUAAGAACUAUGGCUUUGUGCACAUAGAAGACAAGACUGCAGCCGAGGAUGCCAUACGCAACCUGCACCACUACAAGCUGCACGGAGUGAACAUCAACGUAGAAGCCAGCAAGAAUAAGAGCAAAGCUUCAACCAAGUUACACGUGGGCAACAUCAGCCCCACAUGUACCAACCAAGAGCUUCGCGCCAAGUUUGAGGAGUAUGGUCCAGUCAUCGAAUGUGACAUCGUGAAAGAUUAUGCCUUUGUACACAUGGAACGGGCAGAAGAUGCAGUGGAGGCCAUCAGAGGCCUUGACAACACAGAGUUUCAAGGCAAAAGAAUGCACGUGCAGUUAUCCACAAGCCGACUUCGGACUGCUCCUGGAAUGGGAGACCAGAGUGGCUGCUAUCGGUGUGGGAAAGAGGGGCACUGGUCCAAAGAGUGCCCAGUGGAUCGUACAGGUCGUGUGGCAGACUUUACCGACCAGUAUAAUGAACAAUAUGGAGCAGUUCGCACACCUUACACCAUGGGCUAUGGAGAAUCCAUGUAUUACAACGAUGCAUAUGGAGCACUCGACUACUAUAAGCGUUACCGGGUCCGCUCUUAUGAGGCAGUGGCAGCAGCUGCAGCAGCUCCGCAUAUAAUUAUGCAGAGCAGACCAUGUCCCAUCUGCCUCAAGUCCAGGGCACAGCUGUAUCCGGUCACCUCAACUCCGCUUCUGUUGAUCCCUAUGAUAGACACCUAUUGCCAAACUCUGGCCCUGCUCCCACCUCAGCUGCUAUGGCUGCUGCUACCUCUUCCUCCUAUUAUGGAAGGGACAGGAGCCCACUGCGUCGUGCUGCGGCUGUGCUCCCCACGGUUGGAGAGGGCUACGGUUAUGGGCCAGAGAGUGAGAUGUCUCAGGCUUCAGCAGCUGCACGAAAUUCUCUGUAUGACAUGGCUCGGUAUGAGCGGGAGCAGUAUGUGGACCGAGCACGAUACUCAGCCUUUUAAAAACGGAGGUAGGAUAAUUGCGGACUGAACCCUCGGGCUGCGGUCAUAUAUGAGAACUUGCUCCGCGCGGUUCCCCUUGCCGGGAUGUUUCCAUUGCUUCAUGUUUCAGUAAACAAAGGAGUUUGUGACCAACUAUGUUUUCUUUCUUAAUUUAAUUCUUCUAAGUUGACUUUUCUUUCCUUCUGAUACUAGUCUCUGUAGCCUCUCACUCUGUUCCUUACAUUCUCAGCCUCUGAGCAGCCCUAGGUAAGGAUUAUGCUGGCAUCCCCUUUUUCCUGUACAGUGAAUCUACCUUGCUUUCCCUAGGAGUUAAACCCUUCUCCCUGCCUCCCUGCAGCCUCUCCUUUCCCUAUAAAAUGACCAUGUAGUGG